Miscanthus lutarioriparius is the source of this 1401-nucleotide messenger RNA. The record is from the annotation of a GenBank genome assembly. NCBI's taxonomy places the organism in Eukaryota, Viridiplantae, Streptophyta, Magnoliopsida, Poales, Poaceae.
AUGCUCAUGGCGGGCAGCACGCGCCGGUGGAGCCCCGGCGCCCGCGCCUUCUCCACGGAUCCGGCCACGCGGACCACCGUGCCGCUCGCGCACCUGGCCCCGCUCCCGGCAUCCCUGCCGGAGUCCGGCUACAACGUCACGCCGCCGGUCCAGCCCUGGCCGCGCCGCCUCACGGCGCGGUCGUUCUCCGUCUCCUCCUCCGCGCUGCCACGCCCGAGCACGCGGUCCUCGCCCUCCGCCACGCGCUCUUCCACGCCGCGCCUCCGCUGCCGCCCUCGCUCCCCGUCUUCGCCGCGGCGCUCUCCCGCCUCUCCCACGCCGACGCCGGCGCCAGCGCCGCGGCCCGCCACCUGCCCCCCCGUCCUCUCCCUGCUCCGCGCGUCCCGGCUCCCGGUCUUCUCCGACCGCCCGUUCCUGCCGCUCCUCCGCGCGCUCCGCCCGCUCCCGUCCCUCCGCCUCUUCCUCUCCCUACCGUCCUUCAACUCCCGCCCCUCCACCCGCUCCUUCAACGCUCUCCUCCACUCACUCGUCUCCGCGCGCCGCCUCCGCCUCGCCGCCGCGCUCUUUCGCGCCGCGCCAACCAAGCUGUACAUCACGCCUAACCUCGUCUCCUGCAACAUCCUGCUCAAGGGGCUCGUUGGCGUCGGUGACCUCGACGUCGCGCUAAAGGUGCUCGACGAAAUGAGUGGGUGGGGGAUCGUUCCGGAUGUCGUCACGUACACUACUGUUCUCACUGCCUACUGCGCAAAAGGGGAUCUCGAGGGUGCACAGCAGCUCUUUGAUGAUAUUAUUGCCAGCGGGCGUAGGCCGGAUGCUACGAUGUACACGGUGCUCAUAGAUGGGUACUGCCAGCGUGGGAAGUUGCAAGAUGCAGCGAGGAUCAUGGAUGAGAUGGAAGCCGUUGGGGUGCAGCCAAAUGAGGAUGGAAAGGCAGGAGAGGCGAAUGAGAUAUGGAGACAGAUGGUGAGGAAGAACGUCCCACCAGAUAACACUGUCGUGAGCACAUUGAUCUACUGGUUAUGCAAGAAUGGAAUGAUUCAAGAGGCGAGGAAGCUGUUUGAUGAGCUCGAGAGGGGGUUCGUGCCAAGCUUGCUGACGUAUAACUCGCUUAUUGUAGGAUUAUGUGAGAAUGGAGAGUUACAGGAGGCUGGUAGGGUGUGGGAUGACAUGGUUGAGCAAUGCGGCAAGUCAAAUGAAGGUUAUGCGCUAUUUAAGGAGAUGAUGGCCAAAGGGUGCACUCCAAGCAAAUCUCUUUACCAAGCAUUGGUUGAUAGCCUUUCUGAGCCAAGUCAUGAUGAUACUGUUUUCACUAUCGUUGAAGAUGCAGCUUUAUGUGGUCCGGAUUUCUUGGAUGGUCAAUCGUGGAAAAAAACUUAUCAGGAAAGUGGUAGAUACAAAUGA